Molecule: messenger RNA, 1816 nt
Organism: Camellia sinensis
Lineage: Eukaryota; Viridiplantae; Streptophyta; Magnoliopsida; Ericales; Theaceae
Source: RefSeq, a predicted model, not a curated record
AUGUAUAUAUAUAUAUAUAUUGCAAGCAUAAAUUUCAUAUCAUCUCAUUCAUAUUCCUGUAAUGUCAUAAUUUCAGGCACCAAAUUCAUAUCUAAUCUUUUUUCUCAGAUAUCUGAAUGGAUGAGUGACAAAAGGUAUAUUCCCCUUUCAAUUGUUGAUGUUACCAUCCGGCUGAAUUUGAUCUUACGAGUUUAUGGCCUAGAACAAGUAGAGAAUUAUUUCAAUAAUAUCCCACAAAAAUUAAAACAGUUUGAGGUGUAUACUGCUCUUCUCAACUGCUAUGCCCACAAAAAAUCCAUUGACAAAGCAGAGUCUGUCAUGCAAAAGUUAAGGGAUAUGGGGUGUGCUAAGACACCAUUAAGUUACAAUAUUUUGAUGAAUCUCUAUUAUCAAACGGGAAGCAAAGAAAAACUGGAUGCCUUGAUGCAUGAAAUGGAAAAGAAGGGCAUUUGUUAUGACAACUAUACGCUCACAAUCCGCUUAAGUGCAUAUGCUGCCACUUCUGACAGUGAGGGAAUCGAUAAUAUCAUGACAAAGAUGGAAUCUGAUCCUCGAAUCAUUUUGGACUGUAACACUUAUGGUGUUGCUGCAAAUGGGUACUUGAAAGUUGGGCUCCUAGACAAGGCUUUGGAAAUGCUGAAGAAAUUGGAGGGAUUAACAACCACCACAAAAAGGAUAUGUGUUGCAUUUAAUGUUCUCCUCAAACUAUAUGCAGAAGCAGGCAAGAAAGAUGAGUUGUACCGGAUCUGGAAUCUGUACAAGGAAAAGGAGAAAAUAUACAACAAGGGCUAUAUAAGCAUGCUGAGCUCGCUAUUGAACUUCAAUGACAUUGAAGGUGCUGAGAAGAUUUUUGAGGAGUGGGAAUCAAGAGGUUUAUCCUAUGAUUUCCAUAUUCCAAACUUCUUAAUUGAUGCUUAUUGCAGAAAUGGUCUUUUGGGGAAGGCUGAAGCCCUUUUAAACAAGGGAAUAGAAAAAGGGGGUAAUCCUUUGGUUAGUACAUGGUGUUAUUUAGCUGGUGGGUAUCUUGAACACGAUCAAGUUCCAAAAGCAGUGGAAGAGCAAUCGUAGUAGAUUCGCCUAGUUCAAACCCCAACAAGGAUGCCUUGGUGUCCUGUUUGGAAUACUUGGAAGGGCAGGGAGACAUGGACCGAGCAGAGGAGUUCAUAAGUUUGUUGACGAUUCAGGGUAUCUUUUCAGCAGUAAUUCACGACAAAUUGUUCAACUAUAUUAAGGAUAAGAAAUAACCAAUUAACAACGCAAUGCAAAGCCCCUGUUUGAAUCAAUGGAAAUUUUGAGAUUGAAGUCAGAGAAAUUCAUAGAUCACUGAGGUAUUUUUUCAUCUCAAGUAUUUUACUUGAAGCAACCAUGCCCAGUUCAUAGUAUCAUGUUAAUUGCUCUGAAAAGUUCACCUUGUUUUCAUUCUAUUGAAGCUUAUGAGCAGUGACGGUGUUGGGUCCCCAUGGUAAGCUUUUCAUGUAUUUGUUAUUCACCUUCGUGAAAUGCUCUCUUGUCCUUCUAUGUUGACCUAGUUUUCUGGGCUAGCAUACAAGCUAGGCUACCCUUUACAGCAUGAAAUGGAUUGAAUUAAACCGUGCCACAUAUCAAGAGGGGUUGAACCCAAUGGUGCACGUAAUGACCCUUGUAGGAUAAUAUAAUGCAAGUAAAAUUCAAGAAGAAUUUUGAUGAUGGCUUGAAGAUAUACCUAUCUAAAUCCUAUUCUUGAACUUCAAGGUUGAUUUGUAAUACAUAUCUGUGUACUUGUAAGAUAAUUAAUUAUUUGGAGUUGAAUCAUUUAUGUUGCAAUGGUCUACCUUGA